This is a messenger RNA of Saprolegnia diclina VS20, 1608 nucleotides long. RefSeq lists its product as hypothetical. The transcript is spliced from 9 exons. Lineage: Eukaryota; Oomycota; Saprolegniomycetes; Saprolegniales; Saprolegniaceae. The coding region runs from base 22 to 1296 and encodes 424 amino acids. The record is from RefSeq and is a predicted model, not a curated record.
CGACCAGAAAUAGAGUAAUCGAUGCGAGGCGCAACCUGGCUUGCCGGCCUCGCCGUCGCGACGUGCUGCCACGUAGCGCUUGGCGUCGGCUACCACAGCCCGUGGGUCAAUGCGACUGUUAAUGGAAACCCGGUCCGGCUCGAGCUCUCGACGCGCUUCCGAGGUGUGAUCCUCUACGCCGACGUCGACGAGUCGGCGUACACGAGCGUGAGCCUGGGCUUUGACAACGUGACCGCGGGCGAUGUUAUCGCCAAGGUCGCCGACGCCCAGCUCUUUGAAAAGCGAUGGAACGUGUCGGGGCUGCUUGGCAUCGGGCUCGUGUCGUCGCCGCAGCCCGGCUGGCCGUUCCCGGGCGACCUCGUUCUGCAGUACAACGGCAUGGAUCCAUCGACAGGCGCUGCGAAUGCAACGCUUCGUCCUGCGGCGUCGCCAGAGGACGACAAAUGGACGUGGUCCGAGUCGAUGAACGUCGUCCACGACUUUUACUACAAGCGCCGAACGUCCUUUACAGUGCACAACGCGACGGUCUGCGGCGUGCCAUUGAUGCAGCCGUCGUCGUCGUACUGGGCGGCCCACGUCGACUUUGAGGUGCCCUGCCUCGUCUUGCCCAAAGAGUUUUACACCUCGCUCGUGACGUGGGCACCGCUCGAGUACAACGCGUCGGCCAAUAUCACGCAGCUGCGGCCGAACGUGUCCCUGCACGAGCUGCCGUCGCUCUCGUUUCAGGUCGGGUACGGUCUGCCGACGCUCACGCUGCCGCUCGCCGCUUUGGCGCUCAACGUCUCGACAGGCCAAACGCCCCAAUUGUGCCUGCAGCGGUCGACGAGCAUUGUCAACCGCAUUCUCGAGCACCAGAUUGUCCUCGAAGAAGACGACAUUUUUACCAAAGAGAUUGGCGGCAUUGCGUUCGUGCCCGACAUGUACCAAUCACCGAUGAUCUUUGGCGCCAUGGUGCUCCAGCAUCUGCCGACGCUCUUGAGCGACACACAAAAGCAAGUAGGCUUUGUGCAAACGCCAGUGGUGACGCCGACGACGCAGCCAGUCUGUACCGUGCCUCUCGCCUGCAGUGGCCAACAGACGUACGAUCAGUCGACCAACAAAUGCAACGACCCCAACUGCGACCUUGUCUACUACCACGAGUUUGACGACGCCACAAAGACCUGCGUGCCGGUGGCGCAGUGGCAGUGGGUCGCAACGUGUUUGAUUGCGAGUUUCAUUGCACUGGAAGUCUACCUCGACCGCAGCCGUCAGCGUCUCGCCGAGAGGACGUUGCUCGACGCCGAGGGAUCUUCGUGAGCCAACCGUUGCAACUCGAGAAAAUACAGUGCAGGGUGGUAUGUUCAUUGAUCGGGAGCUUUCAUGUCGCAUAGCGAUAGACAAGCGGACGUCCUUAUUGCUUGCCGAGCGAGAAGCCUGGUCGACCGAUCGGGAUGGACUUGACCUUGUUAACGUUGGACGUGUCGAUCGCCUUGCCGGCCUUUUGCUCGUUGAGCUGCAGUUGCACGUGGAUGCUCGAGCUCUGCUUGAGGAGUUCUCGGAUCGCAAUCGUCGCAUAGCUCGACGACUCUACACAUAUAUGGGAUCAACAAGAUGGCCUCACAAACCACA